Messenger RNA from Lycium barbarum (goji berry), 1637 nucleotides. Its product is annotated as auxin-induced protein 22D-like. The coding region runs from base 129 to 698 and encodes 189 amino acids. Gene Ontology annotation, molecular function: protein binding. The transcript is spliced from 3 exons. The record is from RefSeq and is a predicted model, not a curated record. NCBI's taxonomy places the organism in Eukaryota, Viridiplantae, Streptophyta, Magnoliopsida, Solanales, Solanaceae. Gene Ontology annotation, biological process: regulation of DNA-templated transcription. Gene Ontology annotation, cellular component: nucleus.
AUCAUUCACAUCUUGCUAACUAACAUUAAUUCUUCAUCGGAAAAAGUCGUCGUCGCCAGAGAGCAAAAGGAUCAUCAACACAAAUUACUCAUCAAAUUAUCACACAAGUUUUUAAAAGAAUAUUGAAAAUGGCACCGAUCAACGAGAAUGAUCUCAAUUUGAAGGCGACUGAGCUAAGAUUAGGGUUACCUGGUACAAUAGAUAAUGAACCAAAGAAGCAAUUAUCUUCUUGUACUAAAAGAUCUUCAUCAGAGAUGGAUAGCUCCUCAUCAGAUACAAAUCAUGAUCAACAAGACUUCUCCCCUGCACCAAAAGCACAGAUUGUUGGAUGGCCACCAGUUAGAUCUUACAGGAAGAAUGUUGUUCAAGCCCAGAAUUCAAAUUCUGAUAUUUCUUCAGGAAUGUAUGUGAAAGUUAGCAUGGAUGGUGCACCUUACCUUAGGAAAAUUGACCUUAGGUUUUACAAGAAUUACCGAGAACUACUCAAGGCUUUGGAGAACAUGUUCAAACACCCCAUUGGUGUAUACUUGGAUAAAGAAGGCUACACUACUAGUGGAUCUGAUUAUGUAUUAACUUAUGAAGACAAGGAUGGUGAUUGGAUGCUUGUUGGAGAUGUACCAUUGGAUAUGUUCAUUAAUUCUUGCAAAAGGCUUAGAAUCAUGAAAGGGUCUGAAGCUAAAGGUUUCGCAUGCCUAUAGAACCUAUCUCACAUAUUUUGGGCGAGUUCUGUGGGUUCAAUUUUGCUUUCGGCUGGAUUUAUUUAUACACACUUAAAAAAUUAAAAUAUAGUACAUAUAAGAAGGUCGUGCUCUUUCGUUGGACCCACUGAUUCUAGAUCCUAGAUUUGACUCGACCUAGCAUAACCUUAACGACAGAGAAGCAUCAAUGAGCUUCUUGAUUGAGAUGCAAAAACCAGUUAGGGAAAUUCCCUUUGAUAGGUCCUGGAUGACAUGAAUCCGAAUUAGUUCAGUGAGUAUGUCUUUAAGACACUGGAUGGUUAUAGCGAAAAAAGGAUCAAUGAGCUUUUAGAUUGCCGUACUAGGGAGAGCUUCCUCCUUGAUAGGCUCUACGCGCUCGCAAAUUCGAAUUGGUUGGGUCAGUGUAUUUCAGAUACUGGAUGGUUAUAGCGGAGGCAAAAAAAAAAAGGAUCAAUGAGCUUCUUGACUGAGAUGAAAACUUUAUUAAGGAGCCUCUACUUGCGAGUGAAUCCGAAUUGGUUGGGUCAGUAUUUCAAAUAUUGGAUGGUUAUGAUGAGUAAAAAGAAAACCUAAAACCAUAUGGUGUGUCGGAAUCUUCAGGAAAUCAGAUUAUAUUCACAGAUUGCAAUUAGACUGAAGAUUAUUGCAAGAUAUACAAGGCUAAGAAUUCAAAUCUCUGUGGUUGUAGUUGUGCACGUGGAACAGUUUUUUUUUUUUUUUUUUUUUUUUUUUUUUUUUUUUUGUAUAUUUAGCUAUAAUAAUUGGACAAAGGGUCAUUGGCACUUUUGUCCCUAUUUCAUGUUGGUUUUUAAUUUUUGUCCCUCUAGACAAACAACUUUUUUGAGACAUUAGUUUAUAUUUCGCAUCAUAAUAUCCAACAAGUUAUACUCCGAUGCUUAUAGAACUUAUGCCGAAUUUAUGUCCUGCUUGAUAUAGGUU